This is a messenger RNA of Fulmarus glacialis (Northern fulmar), 1458 nucleotides long. RefSeq names its product homeobox D4 (gene HOXD4). The transcript is spliced from 2 exons. The record is from RefSeq and is a predicted model, not a curated record. Gene Ontology annotation, cellular component: nucleus. Gene Ontology annotation, biological process: regulation of transcription by RNA polymerase II; embryonic skeletal system morphogenesis; anterior/posterior pattern specification. The coding region runs from base 94 to 807 and encodes 237 amino acids. Gene Ontology annotation, molecular function: RNA polymerase II cis-regulatory region sequence-specific DNA binding; DNA-binding transcription factor activity, RNA polymerase II-specific. Lineage: Eukaryota; Metazoa; Chordata; Aves; Procellariiformes; Procellariidae.
ACUUUAUUCAGUUGACAGCAAGUAGGAGGGCUCUAUGGCAGGGGAAAAAAAGACAACACGAGAAAAAUUAGUAUUUUCUACCUUCAGAAAUUAAUGGCCAUGAGUUCGUAUAUGGUGAACUCUAAGUAUGUGGAUCCCAAAUUUCCUCCUUGCGAGGAAUAUUUGCAGAAUAGCUACCUAGGCGAGCAGGGGGCCGAGUACUACAGUGCCUCGCAGGGCUCUGAUUUCCAGCACCAGGGACUCUAUCCACGGUCAAACUACAGCGAGCAGCCCUUUAGCUGUAGCAAUGCCCAAGGCUCUGCCGUGCAGCCGCGGGGUCAUGGACAGGAGCAAUCCGGCCCAGCGAGCCACUUCCCCGGCCAAGCAGAGCAUUGUCCACCGCCUCCAAUGCCCAACUCGCGAGCCUGCAGCCAGCAGCCGGCCCUCAAACCCCCAAACGGGUCAGCACUUAAGCAGCCAGCAGUAGUUUACCCCUGGAUGAAGAAAGUCCAUGUUAACUCGGUGAAUCCCAAUUACAACGGAGGGGAACCUAAACGCUCCCGCACAGCUUACACCAGACAGCAAGUCCUAGAACUGGAAAAAGAAUUUCAUUUUAACAGGUACCUGACCAGGCGCCGCCGUAUCGAGAUAGCCCACACUUUGUGUCUCUCUGAGCGCCAGAUCAAGAUCUGGUUUCAGAACAGAAGAAUGAAGUGGAAAAAAGAUCACAAACUGCCCAACACGAAGGGCAGGUCGUCUUCCUCUGGUUCAAACCCCCAUUUACAGACUGGUUCCAAGGACCAUCAGACUGACUUGACAACUUUGUAGAAGAGGUGAAAUUUUCCAUUUCAUCCUUCGCUUCUGACCAGUACUGUACAUAACUGACAAUGCCCAAGCAGAACCUGCAUGUAGCAGCUAAGGACUCGAGAAACUGUCAUCUUUCUUUAAGGUACUGUUGUACAAAGGAGACAAAAUGACGCUACUUUGGACUUUAUUUUAUUUGCCUCUGCUAGCACAACCUAAAAAAGGAAAAAAAAAAAAAGGGGGAAAGAAAAAAAAAAAAAAGAAACAUCAUGCAGGCAGUGGGAAUUGGGAAAAUAUUAAACGAGACCUUCUGUCCAUAAAAAGUAAUAAAUCAUUGAAAAUGAAACUGUCCUGUGUUUCAGUUUUGAAUUCGAAAGUGAAGGUUUGAUGCUUUAUUCUGGGAUUUUUACUUUUAACUGUCUUUUUAUCCCAUGCAAUUUCGGGAGGAUGCAUUUGGGCAAGUUGAGGACAGGAAAUUUGUAGCAUAGUCUUUUAUUUGAACAUGAAGACUAGUAAUUGUGAACUUUUUGUGCUGCUUUACCUUUCUUGGUGUAAUGAAAAUACUUGCUCAUUUCCAUAACGUCUCAGAAGAUGUGUAUAGGAAUUAAGUGAAAACGGGUUAUUUUAUGUACUGAUAGUGUUAGCGUAUUUAUUUAUUUGUUAUGUAGAAGAGUG